Rubroshorea leprosula is the source of this 1831-nucleotide messenger RNA. The record is from the annotation of a GenBank genome assembly. NCBI's taxonomy places the organism in Eukaryota, Viridiplantae, Streptophyta, Magnoliopsida, Malvales, Dipterocarpaceae.
AACCACACCCACCUCUCUUUCUCUGUUCUGCACUUAAUACAAAUGAUGGCAGCUCUGAAUUUUCCCUUCUUGGCUAUUGUGUCACUCUUUCUCGUCAUUCCCAUUUGCUUAAACCACCUAGCCCUUGGCUUUCAAACUCCCCUGGCAACUGCCUUACCCCCUCAAAAUGAAACUGACAAGCUAGCAUUGUUAGCCUUCAAGGAUAAAAUACUUGAAGAUCCAUUUGGAGUCAUGAGUUCUUGGAACGAGUCUCUCCAUUUCUGCAAUUGGAGGGGGGUUUCAUGCAGCCAUCGACACAAGGGUAGAGUUACCAACUUGAAUUUGACUGGCCAAAAGUUGGUUGGUUUGAUAUCACCCCACAUUGGAAACCUAUCAUUCAUAAGGCAAAUCAACCUCGGUCACAACUACUUCAAAGGGGAGAUUCCUCAAGAGAUUGGUCAGUUGUUUCGGUUGAGAUUUCUCAGUCUCAGUUUUAAUGUCCUUCAAGGCAAAAUUCCAAGCAAUUUGGCAUUUUGCUCAAGAUUACAAGAUGUCUAUUUCAGCGAGAAUAGCCUUAUUGGCGAAAUUCCUACUGAACUUCGUAAUCUUUCAAAAAGUGUACGCAGGAUCUGCUUCUUUGGAAAUCAUUUAAUUGGAAGUAUCCCACAAUGGCUUGGGAAUGCGUCUUCACUUGAAAUAUUGGCUUUGAAAAGCAAUAAUAUACAUGGAAGCAUCCCAGUGGAGCUUGUUAGACCUCCAAAGUUGGAUAUUCUGUUGCUAUCUACAAAUAACUUAUCGGGCAGGGUACCUGUUUCUUUUUUCAAUAGUUCAUCACUCACUGUGCUUUCCUUGGCAGUAAACCAAUUGCAAGAGUUACCAACUUCAUUACAAAAUGCAUCUCUGCUAAGAACCUUCGCUGUCACAGCUAACAAUUUGGGUGGAGUCAUACCUUCCAACCUUGGAGGCUUAAGAAAUCUUACAUCUUUUGGAGUGUCUGGGAACUGGUUGGAAAGUAAGGAUGAAGGUUUAGGGAUCUUAACAUCUUUAGCCAAUUGCACCAACCUCCGAAUAUUGGAUUUAGGAUUCAACCGUUUGAAAGGUAAAAUCCCUGAGGGGAUUGGCAACCUAAUUGGUUUAACCUAUUUGCAACUAGACACAAACUAUCUUAGAGGUGAAAUCCCUUCUAGUAUUGUCAAAUUAGAAAAGUUGUCUAUUCUUGCUCUAGGUACAAUUCCUAUCACCUUAGGAAAUUGUUCUCAACUUCUAGAUCUUUACCUUGGUAAAAAUUACCUUAUUGGAGACCUUACCAAAACAGCUCUUGAGCUUAUCUUCAUUCAUAAUCCUUUCUUUGAGCGAGAAUUCUUUUAUAGGACAAUUGCCCUUAGAGGCGCUGCAUUUCAAGUUGCUGCAGGUCACAACAAUCUUGCUACAGAGAGAAAAACCCUACGAGAGAUUGUCAAGACUAAGAGCAAAGAGAGAGAUACAAAUUUUAGUUCAUUACUAGAAAAGCUGAUGAAGGAGCUAUGGGAAGAAUUAACAAAGGAACAUCUGAAACUGGGUGCGAAGAUUAAGCGCAUGGAGGAAGAUGUGAAAGCAGUCGAAGAAGAUAGAAGUGUUUUAAGAAAGCAGUCAAGGGAAAUAAGCCAGACGAAGGACGAAGCAAAGAAAUGCAUUCUUAAUUUCCAGAAGCAGCAAAAUGAUAUGAUAACAGAAAAGAUUAUGUUGUCGAGUUAAUUAUUAAUUGUUCAUUUAAUUUGUUCUGUUGAUGUAGCCACCAGAGCACAACCGUGAAUAUCCUAUCACCCUACUUACGUUCGUAUCUUUGACCAUAUAAUAGACAUUCUAUCCAACC